CCAAACCCAGUCCAAAGUUACACUUAUAAAAAUACCAAAUCCAAGCACCAUGUUAACUACUGUUACUGUUACUGUUACUCAUCGCGCCGCCCCGCCCCGCCCCUUGUUCCUCCACAAUGCGGGGAAACCUUCUCGGAACCACCGACAAGCGGCCGAAAGCCCUGUCUCCAACGAAGGCGCCACCCAUCCUUCCGGGCGAGGUGAUCGAGGAGAUCCUGGUGAGGGUCCCGGCGAGUAGCCUUGUGAAAUUGAAGAUUGUGUGCAAAUCAUGGAAUGCACUCAUCUCCAACCCCGAAUUCGUCAGCGACAACGUUCACCGGUCAAGAGCAGAUCCAAGACUGGUAUAUCGCUUUCGAGAUAGUCGCAAAAUCCACUUUUCGUCGGUGCAGUCUCUGUUCAAGAAUCCAUCCGCCCUUCUUACCAAAGAUGGCUGCUUCGAGAUGGAUGGUGAUCUGCAUAUCUUGGGUUCCUGCAAUGGCUUGAUCUGCCUCGGCUUGAUGAGCGGUCGUUUUCACUUGGGAUCCAUCCGAUUGUGGAACCCCUGUACCAGAUCGGCAUCGGAUUGGUUGAAAAUUCGGGCGAUAAAGGAUGACAUGUAUGGUUUUGGCUAUGAUCAUGUGCAUGAUAAUUACAAGUUUCUCGAGGGUUGUUGGAUAUACGGCCACAAAAUCCACACCUUCGGUUCGAAUUAUUGGACAACCAUCGUUCAAGAUCCCCUAUCUUACCACCCCAAGCUGGGGAUAGGGACGUUUGUGUAUGGCACUCUGAAUUGGGCAGCUCAGGCUCAUAGCAACUUUCUCGAAUGGGUGAUCCUUUCCUUUGACUUAGCCAACGAGAAUUUUGCCCCAUUGUCUCUGCCUGAUAUGAAUAAUAGGGACGAGCAUUAUGAUCCUGCGGUGGGUGUGUUGAGGGACAGGCUUUGUGUUUGUUUGAAGGAAAACUAUGGUGGUUGGAUUUUUUGGGUGAUGAAGGAGUAUGGGGUUCAAAAGUCAUGGACUAAGUUGAUCACCGUAUUUAGUAAUGAGCGCGUAUAUCCACCCAUGUUUUAUUCACUUAAAGCCAUGUACAUGACGGAAAAUGAUGACGUUGUGGCUGUUUCCCUUAGUCCCAGUGAUUCUAGAAUUUUCAAAUUAGUUAUUAUUAGUUCAAAUGAUGCCCGCAGAUCGCAUCGAAUUUUCGGCCAACGAACUUUAGUCGACGCAGAUCAUCAGAAUUGCUAUGUUUACCAAGAAAGCUUGGUUUCGCCCUCCCAUUUAGGCCUUCCAAGUUUCCACUACUGAUAAAAUAAAAUCAGUCCAUGUUUAUUGCUUAAUGACUUCCUGUUAUUGUAAGUGUUACUCUCAUUCAUCAAUGCAGUUUAUUUUGUUGUUUACCUCAA
Messenger RNA from Arachis duranensis, 1378 nucleotides. Its product is annotated as F-box/kelch-repeat protein At3g23880. Gene Ontology annotation, molecular function: protein binding. The coding region runs from base 117 to 1280 and encodes 387 amino acids. The transcript has a single exon. Lineage: Eukaryota; Viridiplantae; Streptophyta; Magnoliopsida; Fabales; Fabaceae. The record is from RefSeq and is a predicted model, not a curated record.